AUGGGGAAAUUGAUCAGAAUGGGAACACGGAAGAGGCGGUUACUCUGGCCAAAGCGGCUUCUUUGGAGUCGACUCUUCUUCCUGUUGGGAAUGUUGAUCAUCGGUUCUGCCUACCAGCAUCUGAGGAGCCCCCGGGGCCUCCCCUCAUUGUGGGCAGCAGUCUCCUCCCAACACCCUGUAAAACUGGCCAGCCGUGACCUCCCUAACAACGAUAUGAUGAUGGUGAGCAGUGACCCUCCAAGAGCUAGCUCUGAAAUGAUGGGUGACACACGGGUGCCCCAAACUACAGUGGGCAAGGAUGAGGCAACACGUGGCAUAACAAUGGAGAAUACCCCCAAUCCACCCAGAAGGACAGCCAACAUCACUCCAACAAUGCCCAAGAAUAACUACAGCCUAACAGCUGCAGACACAGAAAGAACGAAGGAAGACACCACAAUCACACCCAGUAGAGUACUGAAUCACUACACCCCAACUUCAAAAAGGCCAACAGUAAAGAAUCAUACCCCAACAACAUCACCCAGGGUAGAAAUGCAGAGCUAUCACCCAACUCAGGCUGGGAGAAAGGUGAUGAAAUAUACCCCAUCUCCACUUGGUAGACUAGUAAGCACUUAUGCCCCAUCCACACUCAUGACAAUGACAGAGAGCCAUGGGAUCACCCCCAGAACAACAGUGAAAGACAGUGAAACUAUGACAACCACCAAAAUAUUGGAGACCAACCCCUCUAAGAGAAUAGUAGAGGAAACCACCCCAACUACUCUCAAGGGAAUAAUUAAUAAAACGCCAACUUCCCUGAUAAAUGACAUGGAAACAAACAUCUUGACUUCUCCAAGGAGUAUGACGGAAGAGAACACCCUGACUACCCCCAGAAGAGUGAAUAAUAACAGAUCGACCAAGCCCCGGGGGUUAGUGGGAAAGAACAAGCUGACGGCGCCCCUGGGAAUGGGCCUGGAGCACACCACAGCCAUCUCGGAGGGGCGAGUGACAAUACGCACCACCCCAACAGGCAGUGGCCCAACAGAAACCAAAGCCUCUACCGCUACCUGGAGUAUUAGUAAUCCCUUAUCUGGAACCAGCGUGUCGACCAGUGGAAUAUCCUCCGCCACCUUCCGGGGGCUGGCAAAGAAAUCUUCCAUGGCACCCAGGCCCUCAUCACCCUCCAAGGUCAGGGCAAAUCCAACCAUCCAGGUCCGUCACUGUGUGGUUGUGGAGCCAGCCCCAGCGGUGCCCCCUGCUCCCUCCCCCAGCCUGACAACAGCUAUGAUCCCAGAGGCACCCAGUUCCAAUCCCUCAGCGCUGCCUCCUGGGUGGCCAGACCUUCACUCCAAGGCAGAGUACCCCCCAGACUUGUUCAGCAUAGAGGAGCGGCGACAGGGCUGGGUGGUCCUGCACAUCUUUGGCAUGAUGUACGUGUUUGUGGCCUUGGCCAUCGUGUGUGACGAGUACUUUGUCCCAGCCCUGGGUGUCAUCACAGAUAAACUGCAGAUCUCAGAUGAUGUGGCAGGUGCCACCUUCAUGGCUGCUGGAGGCUCUGCCCCUGAGCUCUUCACCUCCCUCAUUGGUGUCUUCAUCUCUCACAGCAACGUGGGCAUUGGUACCAUCGUGGGCUCUGCUGUGUUCAACAUCCUCUUUGUCAUCGGCACCUGUGCCCUCUUCUCCCGGGAGAUCCUCAAUCUCACAUGGUGGCCCUUAUUCCGUGAUGUCUCUUUCUACAUCCUUGACCUGAUAAUGCUCAUUCUCUUCUUCCUGGACAGCCUCAUUACCUGGUGGGAAAGCCUGCUGUUACUGCUGGCCUAUGCUUUAUAUGUGUUCACCAUGAAGUGGAAUAAGCAGCUCGAGGUCUGGGUGAAGGAGCAGCUCAGCAGGAGGCCAGUGGCCAAGGUCAUGGCCCUAGGGGACCUCAGCAAGCCAGGCAAUGGGGCAGCUGCGGUGGAUGAGCUACAGGAAAACACGAAGCUAAAGGUGGUGCUCCCCGCGGUGCUGACCCGAGGGAGCAGCUCGGCCUCUCUGCACAACAGCACCAUUCGCAGCACCAUCUACCAGCUCAUGCUCCACAGCCUGGACCCUCUGGGAGAAGCCCGCCCCUCCAAAGACAAGGAGAGCUUGAGUCAGGAGGCCAAAGCCAAGCUUCACGCUAACGCAGAGAACAAACCAGAAGAGGAGGAGCCAGCCCAGCUUCCUGCGGUCACAGUCACGCCAGCCCCCGAUCCAGAUGUCAAGGGAGAUCAGGAGGAGGAGGAUCCCGGCGGUCAGGAAGGAGAUGUGCCUGGAGCUGAGAGCACAGGUGACGUGAUAGGUGAAGAGGCUGAAACUCCUGAUAGAGGUGAAAAUGGACAACAAGGUGGAGGUGAAACUCAACUGGAAGGUGAAGGUGAAAUUGAAGCAGAAGGAGAAGGAGGUGAAGAUGAAGGUGAAAUCAAAGCAGAAGGAGGAGAAGGUGAACAUGAAGGUGAAGAUGAAGGUGAACUCCAAGCAGAAGAUGGUGAAAUGAAAGCUGAUGAGGGUGAAAAUGAAGAGCAGGAACUCAAUGCUGAAAGUCAAGGUGAAGCCAAAAGUGAUGAGAAAGGUAGAGAUGGUGAAGGGGGAGGUGAAGGAGGUGGAAGUGAAGAUGAAGAGGAGGAAGAAGAGGAGGAAGAAGAGGAGGAAGAAGAGGAGGAAGAAGAGGAGGAAGAUGAGGCAGAGGAUGAGGAGGAGGAAGAAGAGGAGGCAAGUGAGGAGCCUUUGUCCCUGGAGUGGCCCGAGACCAGGCAGAAGCAGGCCAUUUACCUGUUCCUCCUGCCCAUUGUGUUCCCACUGUGGCUGACCGUGCCCGACGUCCGGAGGCUGGAGUCUAAGAAGUUUUUUGUUCUCACCUUCCUGGGAUCCAUCAUGUGGAUAGCCAUGUUCUCAUACCUCAUGGUAUGGUGGGCUCACCAGGUUGGUGAAACAGUAGGGAUUUCUGAAGAGAUAAUGGGUUUGACGAUCCUAGCGGCAGGCACGUCCAUUCCUGACCUCAUCACCAGUGUGAUUGUUGCUCGGAAAGGCCUGGGAGACAUGGCUGUGUCAAGCUCUGUGGGCAGUAAUAUAUUUGAUAUCACCAUGGGCCUGCCUGUCCCUUGGUUGCUCUUCUCUUUCAUCAAUGGAUUACAGCCUGUUCCAGUCAGCAGCAAUGGCUUGUUUUGUGCAAUUGUUUUGCUUUUUCUCAUGCUCUUGUUUGUGAUCUCUUCAAUUGCAUCGUGCAAAUGGAGAAUGAACAAGAUCCUGGGCUUCACAAUGUUCCUCCUUUACUUUGUAUUCCUGAUAAUCAGCGUGAUGUUAGAAGAUCGAAUCAUUUCCUGUCCUGUAUCUGUCUGAGUCAGAGUCACUGUUGCUCACAAUGGACAUGGAUCAGAAAACCAUGCCAGAAGCUACUGCACUUGUUGUUACAUUAAUGAAAGAAUGAACAUGGUCCAGGAGAGUGAGUGGCCAACAACCUCUAACGGGAAUGUCAUCUGGGACUGAACAUUAUCUUUGGAAACACCAGCAGCUCGUUGUGGAUUAAGAAUCUCACCUCUGGAGGGAUAGAGUUCCUACCCCUGACUGAUGUUGGCAGCUAUCAUGUGGAGGCCAGUAGAAGGACCUCUGGAGCCAGAGGGUUUUCUGAGAGAUAACUUGGGGGUGAGGGCAGGUGCAGUCACCCAUGCUCACAGUCCCUGAUCAUUCCUGAAGGGCUGCUGAUCCAAAGAUGCAGAUGUGGUCUGCACGGCACCCCUGGCCCCUGGCCCAGGCAUACGCUGCAAUUUGCUGUCCCCUCUUUUUCUGUUUAAAACAUGAGGUUUUUUUUGUUUGUUUGUUUGUUUUGUUUUAUCAGGUUUGUAAACAUUACAGGUCCAGUUAUUGGUGGGUUUACGGAACUAAGACUAUAGGAAAAAAAAAAGUAUAACAGGAAUCAAUUAUCAUUACACAUCAUAGUCCAGUAAAAUGUGUACCAGUAUUUUAUAGCUUAAAAGGACUACCUUAGCUCUUAUAGCUGCAUUUCUGAAAACUGAAAUUAAAAUAAGUAGCCCAAGAAAUUAAAAUUUAUACAUCGCCCUUGAAUUGGAAGUAGGGGAGAUAUUAGGGAAGGAAAACUACUCUAAGGGCUAUUUAAACAUAUGUACUUACUAGAAAAUCCAAGUUAGUAUUGUCUCUGCCAAGUGGUCACCUUGAGGGAUUAGACACUCAUACAAAGCUCUCCUGUCUUUGCUCUUCCAGCAUAUUCUCGCCUAACAGUGACAGCCGCUACUAGUGAGUAAGAAAAGGAGUAAUUUUAAAAAGAGUCCAAAAUCAGCAGAGCCAAGUCUGGUUUAUAAAGUAAGAGAUCCAGUGGGGUAAUAUUAUUUUUGUGUGUCAAUCUAGAGAUAGGAUUAUAAAGCAAGACGACUGAUUUCCUGUGCGGUUUACAAGUGGAUCUCCAGGCAGUUACAGCGGAGAAAUUCCAAAAAUGCUUAACACGAUGACAACAUGGUGAGAUAGAGAAUAUUACUGCUUUCAAUAGUUAGUGUAAAGGACUUUUGUGUUUUUAAAAAUUGUGUGGCUAUUUAAACAUCACAUGUGGAAUCUGAAGUGCUUGUAUAUUAAACACCACUGCUUGCUGCUUUUACUAGCAUUGAGUUAAGGGACACAUUCGAAAUGAAACAGUGCUAUGUCCCUGGUUUCAGAGCAGAAGGAGCUCAGGUGAUUAGAUAAUGAUGGUAAAUACAGCUUUAAUUAUGAGAGGAUUCACUGAAGACUAGAAGAUAGCAGGACAGAUGCGAUGUAAAAAAAAAUU
Molecule: messenger RNA, 4765 nt
Organism: Leptonychotes weddellii (Weddell seal)
Lineage: Eukaryota; Metazoa; Chordata; Mammalia; Carnivora; Phocidae
Source: RefSeq, a predicted model, not a curated record